Molecule: messenger RNA, 255 nt
Organism: Lipotes vexillifer (Yangtze River dolphin)
Lineage: Eukaryota; Metazoa; Chordata; Mammalia; Artiodactyla; Lipotidae
Gene: ANAPC11
Product: anaphase promoting complex subunit 11
Exons: 2
Coding region: 1-255 (84 amino acids)
Biological process (GO): anaphase-promoting complex-dependent catabolic process
Cellular component (GO): anaphase-promoting complex
Molecular function (GO): zinc ion binding; cullin family protein binding; ubiquitin protein ligase activity
Source: RefSeq, a predicted model, not a curated record
AUGAAGGUGAAGAUCAAGUGCUGGAACGGCGUGGCCACUUGGCUCUGGGUGGCCAACGACGAGAACUGCGGCAUCUGCCGGAUGGCCUUCAAUGGCUGUUGCCCGGACUGCAAGGUGCCAGGUGACGACUGCCCGCUGGUGUGGGGCCAGUGCUCACACUGCUUCCACAUGCACUGCAUCCUCAAGUGGCUCAACGCACAGCAGGUGCAGCAGCACUGCCCCAUGUGCCGCCAGGAGUGGAAGUUCAAGGAGUGA